Molecule: messenger RNA, 797 nt
Organism: Bursaphelenchus xylophilus (pine wood nematode)
Lineage: Eukaryota; Metazoa; Nematoda; Chromadorea; Rhabditida; Aphelenchoididae
Source: the annotation of a GenBank genome assembly
AUGAAUUAUAUUGCCACCUUGGAACAACUGGAUCGGCUGGCCGAUCGGGCUAGGCAAGAAGAUUUGGAGAAAAACCAAAGAUUGGAGGGGAUUCCGAGCAGAAGAAGUGUCAGAACAAGUGCAUCAAGGAACUCAAACAGUUCCUCGAGAGGGAAAAGUAGAGAUGGAGGGAGUAACAACAGGAAUUACAUGAAGAAUGAUUAUGUUCCUUCGGAGAGAUGCAAUGACCCGACUUGCGAUAUUUGUUCGGGUAAGUCAAGUUUUGUUUCUGUGUGAGCAUCUUUGAUUGUAACGGGUAGAUUUUGGUGGAGAAAUUAAAAUUAGCGCCUACUAACUGUAAGAUAAUUGCGAUUUUUUUAGCUUACGCUUACGAUUAGAGCCGCAAGUCAUCAUUUCCAGGUCUAGCCACCCGUCCAGCCUCCAAUCGGGCCGCAACUCCCAACUUUACCCUCCAAAACAUCGGUCUCAACCAAAAAAUCUACCCUUUCUCUCAACGCUUGGCCCAACUAGAUGCGGCCAUAAACAUGCUCACCCAAAUCUUGGAUCAACGCCUAAGGGCAGAGCGUUACAGAGAUGCUCAAGAUCUUGGCGACAUUUUAAAAGAAUUGACGGAGAAAAGAAGGAAAUGUCAGGAGUUAUUGGAUGAAAGAAGAAACAAAUUAGGAGAUCUAAACGAAGCCCAACGGCUGAAGAAUGAAUAUGAUACGAUGAUUUAUAAUGCAGUAGAUAUUAACAGAUUGAGGAGACAUCUGACCGUUGGCCAAUUGGUGGAUUUGGAGAGAUUAAAAAGAUUUUAA